CUUGAGGGCGCUCCAUUGCUGACGUGGAUGUACCCCAGGAAAGCGACGCUUGCAGAUUUUCGGUGAAGCAGGGAGUAUAGUAAAGAUGGAGCGAAUCAGUCCUCUGGUUACUCUCUUCUUCCUCGUCACUCUGGAUAACUCUCCGCUUGCGGCAAAUACGCCCAUCAAUAUUUUGUUUCUAAAUGAGGAGCGAAAUGUCAUAGGAGAUGAGGCAUUUAAAGUUGCCUUGGAUUACGUAAAAAAGAAUUCAAAUCUAGGAGUAGAGAUCGGUGAAAUUAUUACCGCAGUAGGGAACACAACUGAUGCUCAAGCGUUCCUGACAUCUGUGUGCAGUGUAUAUGACGCAGCUAUCAAGGCAGACAAGCGCCCGCACGUGGUGCUGGACUUUACCAUGAGUGGCGUACCGUCCGAGACAGCGAAAUCCGUAACGGCGGCCCUUGCAUUGCCCACGGUCAGCACCUCUUUUGGUCAAGAAGGAGACCUCAGACAGUGGCGAUCACUGGAAGAGGCAGAGAAGAGCUAUUUGAUACAAAUCAUGCCGCCAGCAGACAUUAUACCAGAGAUAAUUCGCAGUAUCGUUAUAUUUCAAAAUAUCACGAAUGCUGGCAUACUUUUCGACGACUCUAUAGUGAUGGACCACAAGUACAAGUCGUUGCUGCAAAACAUUCCAACCCGCCACAUGAUUGUAAAGGCGGACCUGAAAGAAGGAAAAGAGCAACUGCAACGACUUCGAGAGCGGGACAUUUUCAACUAUUUCAUUGUUGGGCGCAUUUCGACCAUCAACAAAGUCCUGGACAGUGCGGAGGAAAACGGAUUAUUCGAGCGUCAGUUUGCCUGGCAUGGGAUCACCUCGGACAGCAAAGACAUCAGUUGCAACUGUGGAAAUGCUACAGUGUUUUUCGCAAGACCGAAACCAGACGAACAGUACACUGAGCAAUACGUAACACUGAGAGACGAGUACAAUCUGAAGAAUACGCCAGAGAUUACUGCAGCCUUCUACUUCGACGUCGCACUUAAAACAUUGCUGGCAACCAAGGAAAUGAUGCAGGGUACUGACUACAGGCAGAAAUAUGUCACUUGUGAAGAUUACAAGGAAUCUGACCAUUCCACUAGCGACGCUGACUUGCUGACCGCCCUUAAACAGGUUUCUCACCCAGAAUCCUACGGCAAUUUCACGAUUAAAAGCAACGGACAGAGUCUGAUGGCCUUCCAGAUGGAAGUAAAAACAGUGAACAUCCUGAACAGUAUUCCUACGAAAUUCGUCGAUGUGGCCAGUUGGAAUGCGAGUUUGACGAAUCCUCUGGAUGUGACAGACGCCCGAAACAUGGUCAAACACUCUGCUGUCACUGUUUACCGGAUCGUAACAGUCGUGCAAAAACCAUUCGUGAUGUACGACGGAGUUGAUGGGAAGAAUAAGACGAAAUUCAAAGGAUACUGCAUUGACCUUAUAGACGAAAUAAGAAAUAUCACCAAGUUCGACUAUGAGAUCUACGAAACUCCGGACAAGCAAUUCGGGAACAUGGACGAGAAUGGAAAGUGGAACGGUAUGAUUAAGGAGCUUAUGUUGAAGAACGCGGACAUUGGACUGGGCUCUUUAUCCGUGAUGGCAGAACGAGAGAACGUGGUGGACUUCACAGUGCCGUAUUACGACCUGGUGGGCAUCACCAUCCUCAUGAAGAAACCCAAAACUGCCACUUCACUCUUCAAAUUCCUGACCGUCUUAGAAAACGACGUUUGGUUGUGCAUUCUUGCUGCAUACUUCUUCACCAGUUUCCUUAUGUGGGUAUUCGAUCGCUGGAGUCCCUACAGCUACCAGAAUAACAGAGAGAAAUACAAGGAUGAUGAGGAAAAAAGAGAAUUCAACCUCAAGGAAUGCCUCUGGUUCUGCAUGACGUCCCUCACACCUCAGGGCGGCGGAGAAGCCCCGAAGAACUUGUCUGGACGUCUGGUGGCUGCCACGUGGUGGCUGUUCGGUUUCAUCAUCAUUGCGUCUUAUACCGCCAACCUGGCAGCGUUCCUCACCGUGUCCCGUCUGGACACACCGGUGGAGUCCCUGGACGACCUCGCCAAGCAGUACAAGAUCCAAUACGCGCCCCUCAACAAUUCUGCAUCAAUGACGUACUUCCAGCGGAUGUCUGAUAUCGAGACCACGUUCUACAACAUAUGGAAGGACAUGAGUCUCAACGACAGUCUCAGUGACGUUGAGAGAGCCAAGCUGGCAGUGUGGGACUAUCCAGUGAGUGAUAAGUAUACAAAGAUAUGGCAAGCCAUGAAAGAGGCCAAGUUUCCAAGCACCCUUGAUGAAGCUGUCGACCGAGUCCUCCAAUCCAAGUCGUCAAGUGAGGGGUUUGCUUAUGUCGGCGAUGCUACAGAUAUCAGAUACCUGGUUCUGACGAGCUGCGACUUGCAGAUGGUUGGCGAAGAGUUUUCCAGAAAACCUUACGCCAUUGCUGUACAACAAGGAUCUCCGCUCAAAGAUCAGUUCAACAACGCAAUUCUGCAACUUUUGAACAAAAGAAAACUGGAAAAGUUGAAGGAAAAGUGGUGGAACCAGAAUCCUGAGAAGAAGAAGAAUUGUGAAAAGCAAGACGACCAAACAGAUGGCAUUAGUAUCCAGAAUAUCGGUGGAGUAUUCAUCGUCAUAUUCGUGGGGAUCGGCCUAGCCUGCAUUACCCUUGCUUUCGAGUAUUGGUGGUACAAGUACAAGAAGGCACCUCAGGUCGCUGAUGCGGCCAACGUGGUGGUUCAGUCGCGUCAAGUACCGACUACUGGAGGCGGCAAGAUGGAGGCAGGUAUCACGAUGCAAGGCUUCCGGCCGCGCAACCCUGCAUAUCCGGGGCACAAUUUCCGACGGAAUGUGGCGCCAAUGGCAGGUGUAACCAAUCCCUGGUAGCAAAGCCAGCAGUUUUCUCCGACAGUGACAUUUUCGUCUCGCUAAGGGGAUCUGUUCAAGUGUGACAUGCAACGUAAAAUCCAAGUCCGGCCGAUUGUGACGAUUCCAAACUGUCCCGAGAUUCAUAUAGUAAGACCUGAAACUUUCGGGACGGCUGAAGUUGAUAAAAUUCUUUAGGGCUAUAAGUCGUGCCAGGUGGUUACAAAUUCCCGACGUUUCGGUGGCAGUCUCUGUCCCCUUUAUAAGGAUCUGAUUUGACAUGCUGACACGGCUCAUAGCACGAUAGGAUUUUAACAAUAAUAUUCGUGUUGUUUUGCUUGGAGUCUCAGUAGUUUACGAUUUCUCCGGUGAGGACCUAUAAAAUUCCUUCGUUUAGCACAAUAUAUACAGAGCAAUGAAGCCCGGAUGGAGUGUAGCUCACGACUGUUCUGUUUCUAUCUUCAUGUUCUUCUUUGUUUGUUAGUAAUUUACAAUGCUUUACAGUACAAAUAGAAAUUCAGUGAAAUGAAACGGACCACUGAAUACCGUCGCAAACUUCCGAAAAUUUUAUGUGCAAAUUGAUCUUCAAGGGCCUUUAACAGAGUCACGCCUAACUUCUGGCUCUAAAAAGAAAACAAAUUGUGGUAGCGACUUUUAGAGUAUUCAUAUUUUUCCUUUCAUCAUGAUUGUGGGUAGAAAGCCAAAGGAUUCAAAAUGCUUUUAAUUAAAAUUUAUUAAACUACUUUUUAUAGAGUUAAUAACGAGAAAUGAUGAGACUAAAAUUAUGACUUCGGGUGGAACGGAAGUUAGAAACAAGAUGUGCAUUGAUUAUAGACUGCUGGAACAAAGCAAAAUUUUGUUUUGUAAUAUAAACUUUUCUGUAAAUGAAGAAAUGACUUUAAAGUGACAAUUUGAAUUUUUUUUUCAGAAUACUAUGAACUAGAAAUCAGGUUUUCCAAAUAUUAUUAAUUCCUAGGCGUAUAAUAAUACAAAUUGAUACCUGCUAGAUCAACCUUACCUUACAGUAAUAGUAGGUUCUUUUUUUACUUCUCAUAUUGUGGGAUGAGACUGAGUCCACUUGGUACAUCGGUCACUAAUUGACCUUUUGGGCCAGCCACAGAUGAUAGACGAUUAUGCAGAAUUUGAUGGAAUCAGAAUUAGCGUGGGAAACCGAAGUACUCGGAAUAUACCUGCCUCAAUGCCAUUUUGUCCACCACAAAUCCCACCUGACUGGGGGUCAAACCCGGGUCACCGCGGUGAGAAUCCGGCGACUAACCGUGUGAGCUAUGGCUUGGUAGUAGAACAGAGAUAAAGAGAAGCAUAUUGGUACAAGCAAUAACACGUGUAACGAGGACGGCUAAAGAAAUGAAGAAAUGAUGACAGAAUUAUGAAUUUCAUAAAUGAGUUAAUGAAAGAACUGGAAAGACACGUAGAAUGGAUACUAAAGACAGUCUUAGUAUAUUUGUAUACACGAUAAACAAAAGGGAACUUUGGAAUGAUGUAUGAAACUACAGAAGAAUUUUGUUUUGUAAACUCCGUAACAGGUCUCAUUAGGCCUAAUACCGGAAAGAAUGAUGACGAUGAUAAUGAUGAUCACGAACAUGUGCAUGAUGUUAAACCUUGAAGGUGUCCCCAUCAUCAAUACAUUCCCCUUCAUCACGUGAUAAUAAAGACAGAGUAAUGUAACUUCAAGUCACAGAUACCUACUUGAACUUAAAAAGGAACCGUUGGGCAUAUCAGAAUAUUUAUAAGGAUUGUGGCCAUAUGCUCAUCUAAGAAAAUGGCAGUCAGUUUCCAUAAUAUUAAAUGAUUUCCUGUUUUUAGUUUCAGACCUGUGCACCUUUACAAGGUCCAUGUGUUGUGAGAAAUAAAUGCUGAAACAUACAUAAAAAACUAUAAUUGAUCUGGUACUGAGGGCGGGUCAUAUUGGGGCCGCUCCCAUUCUUUGUGCUCUGGAGCCGAGUCUGCCAGCAUUUUUAUUUUCUUAUGGUCUUUUGUACUGAAUAUUUCAUGAGCAUUUCUCUCACGACUGUGUUUCUGUUAUUACCAAGGCAACCACAAUUUCUCAGCAAUAACGUAUCAUUCUAUUACUUGCACAUGUGAAAUGAAUCAGAGGUCCUCAUAACAGUGAUUUCCUCUCUCUGUUAUAUGUAUUACCCUUUUUAAAAAUAUAUUCACGUUCUUCGUGUUAAGUAGACACAAAAUUUAUGUUAUUGUUAUGUUUCCUUCAAAGUAGCUAGUGAUUUAGUGUCGUAGAAAAUCUUUCUUCGAAAGCAAAUAUGAUUAUAGAAAAGUGUCACAUUUAAUAUUUAAAGAUAUUGCAAAAUAUCGAAAAAUACAGCUGGCAAGGGGACCAAUUAGCUUUAUUAUAUGUGGCUUGAACAUUCGUGGUACUGACAGCACAGAAUCCUCUUAGCCGCCGAUUGGCGCGCACUGACAAAAUGAUCCACUUCUCACGUACAUUCGCACCAUGUUUUAAAGAAGAAAAAAGGUUUCCUCUUUUACAGCUACCUGAGUACCUGUACAAAUGUAUUGCUUCUCUUGUUAAUAUGACAAUUUAUAUUUUUGAAAAUUUUUAACAAGAAAUAACACUUUUCUUCCCUUCUUUAGGCUGUGCGUUUUAAGUUUUCUGGCCUGUCUGUAUUCACAAUGAAUUUCCAAAGUUCUCAGUUGCACACACAGUUGGCGGACUCUCUGGACAUGGUGGGUCAGACCAUCUCAAGUUCUGUACCGACAUGUGACACCAGAAACACGUGAACAUAAUCGAUAUCCCUAGUGGGAUUCAAACCCAUGAUCCAAGAGUUCGAACGAUAAAAAAAAGUACUCACCUUAGACUGCUAAGUCACUAUAAUCGGUAGGAAUGCGUUUUAAACUAUGGAUUUCAAGUUUAUUUGUGUAGCCUACUGUAAGCAAUGGGAAACGAGCAUUCUAAUCACCUCCAACAAAUCUAUCGCGAUUGUGACAGCUGUGGCUACCGUGCACAUUGUUAGGGCUAGCAUUAAAUUUUGCAGUAUUUUUGGGUGUUCUGUGUUCGGUCAUUAGUAGGAAAAAGGAAACUGAUAGUGCAGUCACAUUUGUGUACAGGUGUGCCAUAGCACAGUUUUAAAUAACAGCGUGAAAAUAGAAUAAUAUAGAGCAGUAAAUGUGGUAACAGUACCCCCCCCCCUCAAGUGGUUUGCCCAAAUCGGUACAUGUUCCCCCACUCAAACUGAAAUCGAUUUGCAUGCUUUUUCGUGAUGUUUACGGAGAAGGCCAAAACGCAAUUUGUUGUGGCUGGCAGAAAUGAACUCAUUUAUGGGCGCUCAAAAUGAGUUUAGAAAAGUAUUCUGCGCAUGUCAAUAAUAUAUGAGGCAAAUUGCGAGAAAUUCAGGGAAGAAGCAAUUUUCGUGAAUAGUCAAUAGGAGGACGUACAAUUUCAGAAAAAAUAUGGAAAUAAUACUUCAUUCAUAUAUUCGAAUAUCUGGUAAAUCAAGUCCCUAUACAGGUUUGCAGCUCGGAAUUCCAAAAUCGACUAUUCCUGUAUAAAGAUAUUAAAUUUUAAUAUAUAUAUAAUUCAGUUACUAAAUGGAAUUUAAAAAGAAGACAAACCCAAAAAGUAUAUAUUUUGCUGAGCUAAUAUAGUAAAAAAAUUGACUGCGGUCUAAAUUCUUCGCACAAAAUUUUGUUUGCAGAUGAGGUGUCGUUGCGCACAAACGGUUGCGUUACGAGGCACAACUUUCCGGUACAGGAUAGUGAAAACCCUCAUGUUACUCAGAAGGAUAUCCGCGAUUCUCGAAAUUUGAAAAUUGAUAUGGAUGGAUGUUUUGUCGCAGAAGAAAUCACAAACGGAAAUUUUGUUUGAUAUGUGGGAUACUUCUUUAUUUCCAAAAAAUGACUAACUCGCGAAUGUCAACAUCUUACAACUUGCUGGAGUUCCUCCACGUUUCAGUAACGAUGAACGGCCUCUCUUAAAUGCAAACUGUCAAAAAAAAUGGUCUUAAGUAAUGGGCCCAAUACGUGGCCACGGGGAAGCCUUUUAAGAGUUUCAGAAUUUUCUUCUGGGGUGGAUCAAGAAGAUUGUUUACUCCGAAAGAAUUUGAGAUCUAUUUGAAAGACCGCCGAUAAAAGUGUUAUGCUGGAUAUACUCGUGAGUAUGUGGCGUGAAGUUAAAUGUCGACUUUAUGCUUGUAGCGCAAUUCCUUGUGAACAUGUCCAAAUAUAUUUUCUACAUAUUUUAUAAAAUUUUCGUGUUUUCUGCCCGUAUUAAAUUUUGGAUAACUUGUAUUAACUAAUUUUUAAGUAAUCAAUUUAACAAAUAACAUCAUUAUCUCAUAUAAACGCUGUAUAUUAGACAAACUAAAUUUAAUAUACUUCUUCUAACAUUAUUACAAAUUAACAUAUAUUUGAAAAAAUGGGAUCUUAAGUUCGAAGCAGUUCGAAUAGGGCUACUGUUAUUCAUUAUUUGGAAAUAACGUUUACGUUAAUUAUGGUGACUCUGAAGUCUAUGGUGUUAGUAACGUAAAGUAUUAUGUUAAGCACAACUCUGCAUUAAGUACAUGCCGCCAUUUUGUUCCGUUAUGUGGGGAGAAUUUUCGUAUUCCACUGUGUGCAGUCUGAACAAACUGAAUUUGAUUAUUUAAGUUUGUUGUAUAAAAUAUAUUUAUGUCUGUGAUAGUUAACAAUGUUACCUCACCAAUGUAAUCUUGGUUAUACUAACACAUACACCAUAAAAACACUUUUAUAUAUAUAUAUAUGCAAGUGAACACCUGGAUUUAUCUGAAAUACGUCAUGCAUCAUUAGAGUUUCUAGAAGAAAGAACUGAUGUUACAUGAUAUGUGUGCUGCAUAAAGAACUAUUUUCAUAUACAUUCCAAAGAAGCCAUAUUGUAUAUUUAUUUUCAGAUGUUUCUUUCAUAUUUGACACAGACGUAACCAAUUAUCUUUUAAUAAAAUACAAGUAG
Molecule: messenger RNA, 7811 nt
Organism: Cryptotermes secundus
Lineage: Eukaryota; Metazoa; Arthropoda; Insecta; Blattodea; Kalotermitidae
Gene: Ir25a
Product: ionotropic receptor 25a
Exons: 18
Coding region: 86-2893 (935 amino acids)
Biological process (GO): modulation of chemical synaptic transmission; monoatomic ion transport; synaptic transmission, glutamatergic
Cellular component (GO): postsynaptic membrane; plasma membrane
Molecular function (GO): glutamate-gated receptor activity; transmitter-gated monoatomic ion channel activity involved in regulation of postsynaptic membrane potential
Source: RefSeq, a predicted model, not a curated record